UUGUGUGUGUGUGUGUGUGUGUGUGUGUGUGUAUGCUAGCAAAUGUGUACAGUUGAACACCCAGCCUUUCAAGUAUACUCCAUUUGAUGUUGAAUGCAAAGAGAGCUUUAUCUGUGUCCAGUUAAGUUAUGGUUGAUCAACUUUUUUUCACUUUUAUAAACCAAAGCUGAGUUACCUCAUACCUUUUUGCUCAGAUUGACAAGCACGCAUGGUAACAAAAAUAGAGUGGUGCAUGUACAGUACGCUUACACUGUUCUGAUGACACAAAUCACAUCACACACACUGCGCGCUGUUGAUUGUGUACAGGUUAAAAUUGAAGCAUACUUUGGCCUUUACAAUGUAUAAAAAUUCUAAUGUAUGUGUAAUGUUUAAUAUUAUUGUAAGUUGCUGAUGUUUUGAUGAUAGUAAUGUGAUUUUAUUUUUUUGUUUUUAGAUGCCUAAGCUGAAGAGAUUUAGAAUGCGGCGUGAGCCAUUCAACAACAAAAGUAAGGCAGAUGUUUCUAAUUCUGUUGCUUGUGUUUGUCCAGACGUGGUGGGCAUUGUAGCAGCCAAUGAGGUUAGACUGAAGUCUGCAGAGGUGACUGAGGAGUUUGUGGGAGUAGCUUGUAGUAUAGUUUCAGUUGUUAAGCACAAGCUACAUAAUGUGUGUACUUGGCGAAAAUCUGACAUUCAGGACAUACGUAGUGAGGGAAGUAAACUGGUCAAUGACAUGACUAGGUGUAAAAAAAACACUGAGAGUUAUGGAGACUGUCGAUUUUCUCAGUGGUUUGGUGGGCAACAUGACAUUUUCAGUAAAACAUGCAAAGUAACAAUAGAACGAUUAAUGAAUGGAGGAAAAAAUGACUUGUAUGAGAAAUUACAGGAGAUUUUGUUUAGUCAUGAAUCUUGUUUGGUCAACAUAAAAGGAGACACGUGUGCUAUUGUCAGACAUAAUGAUUUCUAUGUUGUUGUUGACUGUAAUGUCCGAAACGCAUGUGGUUUGGGAUCAGACAUUGGAACUGCAGUUGUUGUUUUCAACACAAAUUGGCAUGACCUAUUUUUGCACAUUGAUAAUUUAAUGACAAGUCUGAAUGCAGAAAACUUUAGUAUAUGUGGCAUUAAUGUCAAAUUUACGUCAUCAGAUACACCACGAUUAGUUUACAAUGAUACUGUUGGAGAAAAGAGUGUAUGUACACCAAAUGAGACAGAAGAGAUCUCAGCUUCUACAAUAAAGCAAAGAGAAAGUGUUAGUAGCAUUCUUGGAUCAUUUCAUCAGGGUGACCGUAAGUUCAAGUGGCCAGGGAAACAGUGUGUUGCGAUUAGUUUGGCUGCUAUAGCGAUGCACAGUGUACAUAGUGUGUUCUCAUGGCAAAGUAAAGAUCUAGAUAAUGUUGUAAAUACUGGCGAUAGCUUGUAUUCUAGUUUGCGUCAAAGUGGUUUAAUCAGUGAUCCAACAAAGAAAAACUUGCUGUGUAUACAAGAUCUUCCUAAAGAGUAUGUUUUUGGUACAAAUGCAUUCAAAUUUGAAUAUGCUGAUUUUGUUUCUGGACAUGUAGAUGUGGUUGAUGGAGAUUUUAUUAGAUCUGGUGCAUGUGUGACAUUAGCUGAUGGUUUGCAAACAAUGUUUGAAAAAUAUGACACAUGCUUUUUUACCUUAAAUGGCAGUACUUUUGCCAUCAUUAAGGGAAAUUGUAAAUUUGCUGUGGUUGAUUCUCAUGCACGUAACAGUGCUGGGAUGGUUGAUGGUAAUGGAUUUAGUGUGGCUGUAUAUUACAAUUCACUUAGUUGUGUUUUGAAGCACAUUGAAAAUUUGUCUGUAUUCACUAGAAGAAACCAAAACAUUUUUGAAAUAAGUGGGGUCUGUGUCCUACUUAAAAGCCAAGAAAACUCUGCUAGUCACACAGAAAACAUAAAUGACGAAAGUGAAAAAACGACCCGCAGGGGUAAAAAAAGAAUGCAUGAUUGUAUAAAUGUGAAUGUGGAAGAAGAGAAAGAAACUGUGGUUACUAAGAAGCCAAAACAAUCAAUAAAGGAGAGCGCUAAAGUACUUGAAACAAUUUCCAAAAUUGAUGCAAAUUCAGAUGAUGUAGUUUGUUUGGGCAAUGAGACAAAUAGGAUUUUUAAUUUCAAUCCACUGUGUACUGAAGUAAAGCAAAAAUUAAGUAGUAAACUAAAUAUAGAGUUUAAUAGUGAAAAUUUAGGUUUUCCAAGAAACAACAGAAAAAUUGGCCAUCCUUGUAAAACAGUUAGUAUUGUAGGUGAUGGAAGUUGUUUUUUUAGGGCAGUGGCACAAGUAAUAUGUGGUACGCAAAAACCUCAUCGGGCAGUUAGACUUGCAGUUGUGAAACAUAUGGAAUUGCACAGUGUGCAAUAUAAGAAUCUUUUAAGAUGUCAGUAUGUAUCUAUGGAAGAUUAUUUAUCUAAAUCCAAAAUGAGGUUUGUAGGAUCAUGGGCCACAGAAUUGGAGAUUCAAGCGAUGGCUAAUUAUUUGGGAGUGGAUAUUUAUACAUAUCAUAAUGAAAAAUGGUUACAGUACAGUUGUAUGCAUGAAAGAACGUGCAAUCAAGGUAUAUAUCUACAGCACUGUAAUGAGAAUCAUUAUGAAGUUGUUAUUUGUGUGAAACAACCUAAUAGCCAGAUGUGUUAUAUGCUGUGCCAGAAUGAAGAAAGUGAUGUUGGAAAACACAUUUGUACCAGACAGCGAGUAAAAAUUCAAAGUGAAAUUUCUGUGAAUCAUAAGGAACAAAAUCCUGUUACUGGAGAUAUAAAGAAUGAUGCAUCUGCUAAUAAGAGGAAAUACUUGAAAAGGUAUUUUUCAUUAAAAAGAGUAAAGAACAAAAUUAAAGGCCAAAUUAAGCAACCUGUUUUGGAGAAGUAUCAUUGCAAUGCAGAGUUUCAGAAUCAUAUGAAAAAUCUCAAUAGGAAAAGAUAUCACAGCAAUCCUUUAUAUAAAGAGUCAUUAAAACAGGCAAGUAAGAUCAAAUAUGCUGAAAACCAGCAACAUAAGUGUAAAGUCAAUGAGUACAAUCGAGUGAAGUAUAAAAAGAAUGAGCAAUAUAAAAUGAGAGUGAGGAAAUACAGUAGGAUAAAAUACCAGAACAAUGUUCAAUUUAAAAACAGAGUGAAAACAUUCAGUAAGGUGAAAUAUCAUGUCAAUGAUGAAUUUAAAAACAGAGUGAAAACAUUCAGUAAGGUGAAAUAUCAUGUCAAUGAUGAAUUUAAAAACAGAGUGAAAACAUUCAGUAAGGUGAAAUAUCAUGUCAAUGAUGAAUUUAAAAACAGAGUGAAGACAUUCAGUAGGGUGAAAUAUCAUGUCAAUGAGGGAUUUAAAAAUAGAAUGAAAACAUUCAGUAGGGUGAAAUACCAUGGCAAUGACCAGCAUAGAAACACUGUCAAGCAGCGCAGUAACGUAAAAUAUCGUAAUAGUGCAUCACAUAAAGAAAAUGUAAAAAGAAUUAACAAGAUGAAAAGAGAACAAUUAAGACAAAAUCAGAAGAUUUGUGAUUUUGUCAAAAAGACGUUUCUAGAUAAAGUUAGUUCUGGGCCAGAAUUUGUUUGUUGUGUUUGCCACCGGCUGUUAUUUAAACAGCAAGUAUUAUGCUGUAAAACAGAAAAUUAUAACACAAAUUCAGCAGUGUCACAGAUGGCAAAAAAAUGUAUUACAAAACAUUUUUUGCAUAAGUGUGGUGAAAAUUGUGUUAUUCCCUGUGAACUGGCAGAUUCAUGUAAAGGCAAGCUUUGGAUUUGCUUCACUUGUCAUACUAAAGUAAAAAAAGGAGAAAUGCCAGCUGAAAGUGCAGUUAACAAUUUAGAAUUGAAACCUAUACCUGAAGAACUAAGUUGUCUCAAUAAUUUAGAGCAACAUUUGAUAGCUUUGCAUAUCCCAUUCAUGAAAAUGUUAGCUUUACCAAAAGGUGGGCAAAAUGGAGUGCACGGUCCUAUUAGUUGCGUGGCAGCUGAUAUUAAACAAACAACAAAUGUUUUGCCUAGAACAGAAAAUGAAGGGUCUUUAAUUUGUGUAAAGUUAAAACGGAAGUUGACAUAUAAAGGUCAUUAUAAGUAUCAGUAUGUGGACACAACAAAUAUUAAACAGGCACUCAGUUGCUUAAAAAAAAUCAACAAAUACUAUACAGAUAUUGUUUUUAAUGAUAAUUGGUUAAAUGAGUUUAUUAGACAAGAUGAUGAUGACGAUACAAACAACAUGGAGGAGACUGAACUGGAAAACACAAAUGUUGAUGAGGAGUUACACGAUAGGCAACAGCACUGUGUGUUUAUGGACACUUGUUUGCAACCUGUAGAUAUUGGACAAGAAGUACUUGAUCAGUAUUUUGAUGGAAUCUUGAGCCUGGCUCCUGCCGAAGGGAAUAAUCCAGUGAAAAUGCUUGCAGAUGAGACAAAUGAAGCUAAAUGUUUUCCUGUUUUGUUUCCUAAUGGUACUUCAACUUUUUGUGAUAAAAGGGCACAGAGAUUAACAUUGUCUCGAUAUUUUAAUAAUCGAAUUUUGCAUGCAGAUGGUAGAUUUGCACAAAAUAUUGAAUACAUUUUUUAUGCACAGUAUCUAUCAGAAAUACAACAGGUACUGUCUAAUGUAUCUAUUGCUUUAAGAAAAGGCCAUGGAUGUAGUAAGUCCAUACCAAGUGAAAUGUUCAAAGAUACUGAGUCCUUGAGGCAAGUGCUUAAUUAUGAUGAAGGCUAUAGAUUUUUGAAGCCCAUCCGUGGCACUCCGGCAUUUUGGCAAGGUGUGCAAAAAGAUUUGUUUGCCAUGGUCAGACAACUUGGCAUUCCCACCUGGUUUUGCUCCUUCUCAUCUGCUGAUAUGAGAUGGACAAAUCUAAUGUCAAGUAUUUUAAAACAUGAAGGAAGAAAAACAGCAUUAGAACAAUUACAAUGGGAUGAAAAAUGUGAACUUUUGCGUCGUAAUCCUGUAACAGCAGCUCGCAUGUUUGAUUUUAGGUGGCAUUGUUUUUUAAAAGAGGUGCUUAUGUCUCCUGUUCAGCCCAUAGGGGAAAUUGUGGACUACUUUUAUAGGGUGGAAUUUCAACAACGUGGUUCUCCCCAUGUCCAUUGCUUGUUCUGGAUAAAAAAUGCUCCACAAAUAGAUAAGAAUUCUGAUGAAGAAGUUGUGAAAUUUAUAGAUAAAUAUGUUACAUGCGAGAUGCCCUGUGAAGACGAUGAACUGCAGAGUGUUGUAACAUCCGUACAGUGUCACAGUAAACGUCAUUCCAAAACGUGUAAAAAGAAAAACACAGUUUGUCGCUUUAAUUUUCCCAAACCACCAUCUAUGCAAACAUUUAUUUGUCGCAGAAAAUUAGAAGAUGAGAAAAACUUGUCCAACAAAGGUGAUAGUCAAAGUGAAAGUAAAAGUACAAUUGUAGAUGAUAACACACAGGUAGAAUUUGCUCGAAACAUAAUGACUGCAGUUAAGAAAGCUAUUUCAGAAGAGCAGUUCAGUUCUUUAGAAACUUUGUUUCAUAGUGUUGGAAUAAAUCAGGAAUUAUUUGAAAUGGCUAAAUGCAUUAAUAAUAGCACACACAUUGUCUUGAAACGACAAUUGCAUGAAGUAUGGGUAAAUCAAUAUAACAAAUUUAGCCUUAAGUGUUGGAAUGCUAAUAUGGACAUUCAGUAUGUAACAGAUGCUUAUGCUUGCAUAGUUUAUAUAAUUUCAUAUAUUUCAAAGUCAGAACGUGAAAUGGGUUUACUGUUAGCUAAUGCUCAGCGAGAAUCAGCAACUCAGGGUAAUUUAGAUGCAAGACAAGCUUUGAGGAAACUAGGAAGUGUGUACUUACAUAAUCGUGAAGUUAGUGCACAAGAAGCAGUUUAUAGGUUAACAAACAUGCAUUUAAAAGAGUGUUCGAGACAUGUUCAGUUCAUUCCUACAGGUGAAGAUACUGUACGAAUGAGUUUGCCUCUGAGUGUAAUACAAAACAAGUUGCAAUCUCAGAAUCUAAAAAGUGAAGAGAUGUGGAUGUCAAGUUUUGUUGAUCGCUAUAAGAAUAGGCCAAAUCAAAGCAUUUUUGAAGAUAUGUGUUUGGCCACAUUUGCGUCUGAAUAUCGCGUUGUAUACAAAGGUCAAUCUUGCGCUAAUAAAAUUAGGUUGGAAAAUAAUUUUGGUUUUAUAGUAAAAAGAACUCGUACUCAGCCUGCUGUUGUGCGUUUUGCUCGAUUUUCAAUAACAAAGAAUCCAGAAAAAUUUUAUCUCAGUGUAUUACAAUUGUUUCUUCCUUAUCAUAGAGAUAGUCAGUUAAAACCAGACCAGUAUUGUAAUUAUGAACAUUUUUAUAAAGAAGGGAAUGUUCGUUUUAGUGAUGGGUCUGUACACUUGGUUAAAAAUAUAGUGGACACAAAUAGAGCACUUUUUGAAAAGGAUGCAGAUGUCUUAGAUAAUGCACAAACUGCUGUUGAUAAUGAGGGCAUAUUAGAAGAUGCAUGGUGUUCACUUUGUCCUGAACAGCAAUUAGAACGUAUGGAAUGUAUACAGCUUAGACGUGAGACUGACCAGCAAGGUGAAGAAUAUGAAAGUGGUAUACCAGAUUUAGCAAAUGAUGAUGGGCCUGUGUCUCAAAUUGAGAAAAAGGACUAUAGUCUGAGUCGCUCAGAUGGGUUGAGCUUAAUUCGCUCUUUAAACAAAACCCAGAUAUCUGUUUUCUAUAAAAUUAGACAAUGGUGUUUAAGUAAAAUCAGAGGUGAAAACCCUAAACCUUUUCAUGUUUUCAUUACCGGUGGAGCAGGAACUGGCAAAAGCCAUUUAAUUAAAGCAAUACAAUAUGAAGCGACAAGAUUAUUGUCUCAAAUUGCUUUGUACCCAGAUGACGUGUCUGUUGUAUUAACUGCUCCAACUGGAAUUGCUGCUUUCCAAUUAAUGGCUUCUACUAUACAUCAUACGUUUUCCAUUGGCACAAAUGUGAAGUUGCCAUACACUCCUUUGGGAGAAGAGAAAUUAAAUUCUUUGCGAGCAAAAUUCCAUGGACUUCAGAUUUUAAUUAUAGAUGAGAUCUCAAUGGUAGAUCAUAAACUGUUGUCAUACAUUCAUGGAAGAUUACGUCAAAUUAAACAAACUGGAGACUUCUCUCCUUUUGGUAAUGUUUGUGUUAUAGCAGUUGGGGAUUUUUUCCAAUUGCCACCGGUUAAGGGUAAACCAUUAUAUACGGAAGUGCCAGGACUCGGACUGUGGUCUAAUUGUUUUACUGUUGUAGAGUUAACACAGGUAAUAAGGCAAAAAGACAGCAAAUUUGCUGAAUUAUUAAACCGUUUAAGGAAACGAAGUAAAAAGUAUCCACUGAGCAAAGAAGAUUUGGAGAUGUUAAGAAAAUGUGAAACAGGUGAGGAUGAUUUUACUCCUUUACACAUUUUUGCUACAAACGAUGAAGUACAUGAGCACAACCUAAAGCAGUUAAUUAAUAUCUGCUCAGAGGUUGAAACCAUAGAGGCAGAAGAUUUUGCCCGUAGUAAGAAGACUGGCAAGGUAGAGUUAAUUGCUGGUCAUCAUAUAAAGGUUUACAAUACGUGCUUGCCAGCAAAGUUGCUUUUAGGCAUACAUGCACGUGUCAUGUUGAUAAAAAAUAUUGAUGUAAAUGAUGGCUUAGUUAAUGGCGUUUGUGGCACAGUAACACACAUUGUGCGUACUAAUAAAAAUAAGUUACCUGAAACUGUGUACAUCCAUUUUGAUGAUAGUCAUGUGGGAUUUAAAAGACGUAAACAAUGUUUGGCUGAGCCAGCAAAAUUGUUUAACUCAACUCCUAUAUAUGUAGAAGAGGAAAAUGCAUGCAGGAACGGUGGUUUUCGCCGCCAGUUUCCUUUGAAAUUGGCUUGGGCAUGCACAGUCCAUAAAGUACAGGGUUUAACUGUUGAUUGUGCUGUUGUUAAUUUAAAAAAUGUUUUUGCAGCUGGCCAGGCUUAUGUAGCACUGAGUAGAGUAAGAAAUUUGUCUGGCUUGACUAUUAAAGACUUUAAUGAAAAAAGUAUUUAUUGUAAUGAGAAACUUUUUGAAGCGGUACAAGAAAUGCCAUGUUUUGUGGUACACGAUGAGUUAUAUUUGACAGCACAACACAGCUCUUUUUCAAUAUUUAUGUUGAACGUACAGAGUUUGCGCUGUCAUAAACAAGAUCUGAAUGUUUGUGUUCAACAGUUAAGACCAUCAUGUAUUGCUUUAACUGAAACAUGGCUGCCUGAAUCCUAUCCUGAAAAUGUGCAAUUGGAAAACUACACAUUUGUGGGUCUUUCUCGUUGUGCAGCAUACACAAGCAACUGUCCCCCUUUCAAGGAUUUGAAAGCACAACAACAUGGUGGAGUUGGAUUAUAUACAGCAUACGGUGUAGCAAAUACUACUGUAACAUUUCCAAAUCUUAAUUUGGAAUGCUUGUUAACACACUUCACUGAAAAGGACAUAUUGGUUGGUGUUAUUUACAGGCCUUCAACAUACCCUUUGUCUGUUUUUAAACAAAACAUAGACAAGUUGAUUAAUUUAGUAUCAACAAUUUGCAAUAAAGUUGUGCUUGUAGGUGAUUUUAAUAAUGAUGCAUUAAAGUCCCAAUCCCUCUGCACUUUCAUGGCAGACAAGGGAUAUAUUCAACAUGUUAAAGAACCAACAACUGAGAAAGGAACCUUAAUUGACCAUGUGUAUGUAAAAAACAUUGACAUUUUUUCAGUUAACACAAGUGUUGUGCCUGUUUACUUUAGCACACAUGAAGGUGUUUUUUGUUCCUUUGAAGACAUGCACAUUUAAAUUUGUUGGAAAACUUAUCAUAUGUAUAGCUUAUGAGUUAAAUGACAAUUUAAACCUGUUGUUUUAAUCUUAUUAUUUUUGAUUAAGUCAUGAUUUGACUAAAUACAGUUCUGGUUAUUGAUAGAAGAAACAAAUUCCAUGAUGAAACAGGUUUUCUCUUAUUAAAGUUAAAAAAAAAAAUCAUGCAUGUUCAUUGCAUUAUAAAUAUCCAGAUUACUGCAUGAGAACAUUGCUAGAUUGUUAUUUUAUUGUUAUGUAAUCUUUAUUGGUUAAAUGAAUUUCUGUUUACUUGGUGAAAGAAACAAGCACCAUAUGAUGAAGGAGCUUAUCUCUUAUCAUCUGGAUCCUUUGUAAGCUGGUACCUCCAAAAAAAAAUUAAAUAAUAAUUAAAAAUAAUAAAUAAAUCAGUGUUUUGUUUUGUUCAUUUUAUUUUAAAUAUCCACAUUACUACAUAAGACCAUUACUUGGUUGCCAUUUAAUUCGUAUGUGCUCCUCUUUAUCAGUUAAAUUAAGUUCUGGUUGCUUGGUGAAAGAAAAAAGGAACAUGAUGAAAGAGCUUAUCUCUUAUCUUCUGUAUCCUUGGUAAGCCAGUAUCAGGACUUUGUUGUAUUUUAAGUGACCACAUUACUGUAUGAAAACAUUACUAGUAUAAGAAUCCCACUCCAAAAAAAAAAAAAAAAACAUAAAAAAAACAAGUGCUUUGUUUUGUCCAUUGUAUUAUAAAUGUCCACAUUACCGGAUGAGAACAUUACUGGGUUGCUAUUUCAUUCUUAUGUGUUCCUCUUUAUCGAUUAACUUAAGUUCUGGUUGUUUGGUGAAAGAAAAAAGGAACAUGAUGAAAGAGCUUCUCUCUUAUCUUCUGUAUCCUUGGUAAGCCAGUAUCAGAACUUUGUUGUAUUUUAAGUGACCACAUUACUGUAUGAAAACAUUACUAGUAUAAGAAUCCCACUCCAAAAAAAAAAAAAAAACUUAAAAAAAACAGUGCUUUGUUUUGUCCAUUGUAUUAUAAAUGUCCACAUUACCGGAUGAGAACAUUAUUGGGUUGCCAUUUAAUUCGUAUGUGCUCCUCUUUAUCGAUUAACUUAAGUUCUGGUUGUUUGGUGAAAGAAGAUGCUUUGUUUUGUCCAUUGUAUUAUAAAUGUCCACAUUACCGAAUGAGAACAUUAUUGGGUUGCCAUUUAAUUCGUAUGUGCUCCUCUUUAUCAGUUAAAUUAAGUUCUGGUUGCUUGGUGAAAGAAAAAAGGAACAUGAUGAAAGAGCUUAUCUCUUAUCUUCUGUAUCCUUGAUAAGCCAGUAUCAGAACUUUGUUGUAUUUAGGUGUCCAUAUUACUGUAUGAAAACAUUACUAGUAUAAGAAUCCCAUAAAAAAAAGAAGAAAAAAAAAAAGAAAAGAAAAUUGGUGUUUUUGUCCUCUGUAUUAUAAAUGUCCACAUUAAAGCAUGAGAACAUUACUGGGUUGCUAUUUCAUUCUUAUGUGUUCCUCUUUAUCGAUUAACUUAAGUUCUGGUUGUCUGGUGAAAGAAAAAAGGAACAUGAUGAAAGAGCUUAUCUCUUAUCUUCUGUAUCCUUGGUAAGCCAGUAUCAGGACUUUGUUGUAUUUUAAGUGACCACAUUACUGUAUGAAAACAUUACUAGUAUAAGAAUCCCACUCCAAAAAAAAAAAAAAAAAAAAACAUAAAAAAAACAA
This is a messenger RNA of Carassius gibelio (silver crucian carp), 10388 nucleotides long. RefSeq lists its product as uncharacterized. The record is from RefSeq and is a predicted model, not a curated record. Gene Ontology annotation, biological process: DNA repair; telomere maintenance. NCBI's taxonomy places the organism in Eukaryota, Metazoa, Chordata, Actinopteri, Cypriniformes, Cyprinidae. Gene Ontology annotation, molecular function: ATP hydrolysis activity; DNA helicase activity.